This is a messenger RNA of Diatraea saccharalis (sugarcane borer), 1821 nucleotides long. The record is from the annotation of a GenBank genome assembly. NCBI's taxonomy places the organism in Eukaryota, Metazoa, Arthropoda, Insecta, Lepidoptera, Crambidae.
AUGUUUAGAUCACCACAAAUGGCACAAAGACUAUCUGGCACCCAGAAACAGGCUCCUACCCCUUCACCACGUAGGAGUCUAGGGAGUAACCCCAAAACACCGCAAGAAAAGACAGAAUCUAAACCACGAGAAUGGGGACCCGAUAUGGACCGUUUCUGGGAAGAACUUACAAAUAUCACCAGUAAACUAUCAAAGGCCCUCGAAGUGCUGGAGUCACAAGCAACCCUAAGAAAGGAUACGAAAGAAAAGCUUAUACUCACAUUAAGGAAAACUAAGGAAAAAUCGAAGAAGAUGGAAGAUACGGUAAAGGAAAUUAGAAGUUACAUCGAACAGCAAGAAAUUAGAUACGGGAUUAUGGAAAGAGAUAUAAAAGAACUAAAGAAAGAAGAAGACCUAAAAGAAACAAUUGAAGGAAUGAAAAAUUCACAAGAAGAAGCAACAAUUAGAAUGGAAAAAUUAAUGAAGGAAUGGGAAGAGAGAUAUCUAGGAAAUGUUGAGAAUAGGCUUAAAGAAAUAGAAGAAGGAAUGGAGGAAAAGACGGAUGAAUGGGAAAGAGAGGGGAACACAACAAAAAACACAACAAAAAUAAUAAGAAAGCUAGAAAAUAUAGAAGAUAAUUUAACAGCAGAGAUUAUAGACAUAGGAAGACGAAUGGGGGAAAAAAUAGAAGACAAUGAAAAUUCAAUUAGAGAAAAGAUAGAGGAAACAGGAACUAAAAUAGAAGAAUACGCAGAAAAACUAGUAGAUAAAAUAGACAACAGGGAUAAGGAAUCAGACAAUGGGACAAGCAUUAAUAACACACUUGCUGAACAGUGCUUAAAGGAGAUUGAAGGACAUUUGAAUGACAGCAUUAUACACGCAAGAGAAGAAAUAAUAGCGGAGAUACGACAUCAAAUAGGAGAAAUAGAAACUAAGAAACCUAGUAGCAAAACUGUAGAAAACACCAGCAAAAUACCAACUUACGCUGAAGUGAUAAGGGAACAAAAGAACAGAGUCCCAAAAACCCUUCACUCCUUAAUAAUAAAAUCAACGAAUCCAAAUGAUAUGAGCGAAGACGUUAUAAAAAAGGUAAAGAAUAAAAUAGAUGCAAAAAAAGAAGGAAUAAAAGUAGAUCAAAUCAGAAAAUGCAAAGAUCAAAGAGUAAUAAUUGGGUGUGAAGAAAAAGAACAAAUAGAAAAAAUAGAAGGUAAAUUAAAAAUAGGAAAGGAACUUAAAAUAGAAAAAGCAACAAACAAGGACCCUCUGGUGGUCCUCAAGGAUGUUUUUAAAGAUAUCGACGAUGAGGAAUUAAUACAAGCCAUCCAAGAACAAAAUAAAUGCAUAUUUGAAGGACUGUUUGAGGAAGACAAGAAAAUAAAAAUAAAAUUCAAAAAGUCAACAAGAAGAGAAAACACAAUCCACAUAGCAUUACAAAUAAAACCAUCGCUCUGGCAGAGGAUGACCGGGGCUGGAUACCUCCACAUUGAUCUUCAGAGGGUUAGGGUGGAGGACCAGUCCCCGGUGAUACAAUGCACAAAGUGCCUAGAAUUCGGGCACGGAAGGAAAUUUUGCACCGCGAGUGCGACCAGAUGUAGCCACUGUGGGGGGUCCCAUCUUCGCCCGGAAUGUCCGGACAGGGAGGGAAAGCCCCCUCGGUGCUGUAAUUGUUUGCACUCGGGGCUGCCGGAAAACACACACAACGCCUUCAGUAAGGAAUGCCCAAUUAGGGCAAAGUGGGAUUUUCUGGCCAGAGCCACAACAGCAUACGAAUAGUUACGUUUCAAGAUCCGAUAUAACGAAAUAUCAUAUAAUCACACAAAAACAACACAAACAAAAACAUAA